CUUAAACCACACCCACCUCUCUUUCUCUGUUCUGCACUUAAUACAAAUGAUGGCAGCUCUGAAUUUUCCCUUCUUGGCUAUUGUGUCACUCUUUCUCGUCAUUCCCAUUUGCUUAAACCACCUAGCCCUUGGCUUUCAAACUCCCCUGGCAACUGCCUUACCCCCUCAAAAUGAAACUGACAAGCUAGCAUUGUUAGCCUUCAAGGAUAAAAUACUUGAAGAUCCAUUUGGAGUCAUGAGUUCUUGGAACGAGUCUCUCCAUUUCUGCAAUUGGAGGGGGGUUUCAUGCAGCCAUCGACACAAGGGUAGAGUUACCAACUUGAAUUUGACUGGCCAAAAGUUGGUUGGUUUGAUAUCACCCCACAUUGGAAACCUAUCAUUCAUAAGGCAAAUCAACCUCGGUCACAACUACUUCAAAGGGGAGAUUCCUCAAGAGAUUGGUCAGUUGUUUCGGUUGAGAUUUCUCAGUCUCAGUUUUAAUGUCCUUCAAGGCAAAAUUCCAAGCAAUUUGGCAUUUUGCUCAAGAUUACAAGAUGUCUAUUUCAGCGAGAAUAGCCUUAUUGGCGAAAUUCCUACUGAACUUCGUAAUCUUUCAAAAAGUGUACGCAGGAUCUGCUUCUUUGGAAAUCAUUUAAUUGGAAGUAUCCCACAAUGGCUUGGGAAUGCGUCUUCACUUGAAAUAUUGGCUUUGAAAAGCAAUAAUAUACAUGGAAGCAUCCCAGUGGAGCUUGUUAGACCUCCAAAGUUGGAUAUUCUGUUGCUAUCUACAAAUAACUUAUCGGGCAGGGUACCUGUUUCUUUUUUCAAUAGUUCAUCACUCACUGUGCUUUCCUUGGCAGUAAACCAAUUGCAAGAGUUACCAACUUCAUUACAAAAUGCAUCUCUGCUAAGAACCUUCGCUGUCACAGCUAACAAUUUGGGUGGAGUCAUACCUUCCAACCUUGGAGGCUUAAGAAAUCUUACAUCUUUUGGAGUGUCUGGGAACUGGUUGGAAAGUAAGGAUGAAGGUUUAGGGAUCUUAACAUCUUUAGCCAAUUGCACCAACCUCCGAAUAUUGGAUUUAGGAUUCAACCGUUUGAAAGGUAAAAUCCCUGAGGGGAUUGGCAACCUAAUUGGUUUAACCUAUUUGCAACUAGACACAAACUAUCUUAGAGGUGAAAUCCCUUCUAGUAUUGUCAAAUUAGAAAAGUUGUCUAUUCUUGCUCUAGGUACAAUUCCUAUCACCUUAGGAAAUUGUUCUCAACUUCUAGAUCUUUACCUUGGACAAUUGCCCUUAGAGGUUGGGAACAUGACCAAUCUUGUGGGGUUUGAAGUCUCACAAAAUAGAUUGUCAGGAAAAAUUCCAAGCACCUUGGGAAAUUGUUUGAUGUUGGAGGAUCUUUGGAUGGAAGAGAACUUAUUAGAAGGAGACAUCCCACCCUCUCUAAGUCUUUUGAAAAGCCUUGUACAUCUUGAUCUUUCAAGAAACAAUUUAUCUGGUCAAAUUCCCAAAUUCCUCCAAAAUUUCACUUUGUUGCAAAAUCUGAAUUUGUCAUUUAACAGACUAGAAGGAGAAGUACCACAAGGAGGAGUAUUUAAAAAUGCAAGUGCCAUUUCAAUUGCUGGAAAUCAAAAACUAUGUGGAGGUAUUCAAAAACUGGGACUCCCUCUGUGCAAGGCCCAAGACUUGAAGAAGAAAGUGUUGUCUAAGACUCUGAAAGUGGUGAUCCCAAUAAUUAUCUUUAGCUUAAGCAUUAUAAUAACCUCUCUUGCUUUUUGUUGUUGGAAGAGGAGAUCUAAAAGGAGAGCUUCUACCAUGAUGCUAGAGCUAGGACAAUUUCCGAAGAUAUCUUAUGCAGAGUUGAGUCAGGCAACCAAUGAGUUCUCACCAUCUAAUCUGAUUGGUGAGGGAAGUUUUGGCUCCGUGUACAAAGGAAUUCUAGGUCAGGAUCAAAUGUCAGUGGCAGUGAAGGUGCUAAACCUCAAGCAGAAAGGAGCUUCCAAGAGUUUUAUGGCUGAGUGUGAAGUGCUGAAAAAUAUUCGACAUCGAAAUUUAGUCAAGAUUAUAACUGUUUGCUCAAGUAUAGACUUCAAAGGGAUUGAUUUCAAGGCUUUAGUUUACAAACUCAUGCACAAUGGAAGCUUAGAGAUGUGGUUGCAUCCAAAUGAAGACCAAGCUGGUGAGCAUAGUUUAAACCUUAUUCAAAGACUUAAUAUAGCCAUCGAAGUGGCUUUUGCAAUUGAAUAUCUUCAUGAUCAUUGCCAACCAUCAAUUGUUCAUGGAGACCUUAAGCCAAGCAAUGUUCUACUUGAUGAGGACUUUGUUGCUCACGUGGGAGAUUUUGGUCUUGCAAGAUUUCUAUCCAUUUCUAAUCGUCAACAAAGUAGUUCCAUUGGUGUAAAAGGAACAAUUGGCUACAUAGCCCCAGAAUAUGGCUUGAGCAACAAGACAUCCAAACUUGGAGAUGCAUACAGCUUUGGAAUUCUCUUGUUGGAGAUGAUUACAGGAAAACGACCAACAGAUUCAUUAUUCCAGGACAAUUUCACCAUUCACCAGUUUGUUAAAACAGCACUUCCUGAGAGGGUGAUGGAUAUUUUAGAGCCUUCACUGCUGCAGGAGGUACAAGAUGAUGCACAUUCAGGCGCAAGGAAUCGAGGAACGAAAGUUUGUAUGUUGGAGAGGUUGGUUGCUGUGGCAAGGGUAGGAGUACUCUGCUCAAUGGCAUCACCAAAUGAAAGAAUGGAGAUGAAAGAAGCCAUUGCAGAAUUGCGCGCAAUUAAAGACAAGUUCGUUGGUCGUAGAAUCUAAUUCCCAUCAGCUAGUUCCAUAAAUAAUUCUACAUACGGUUUGAUUUGAUUGCUCAAGCGUUCUAGUUUGUUUGAUACUCUAUUUAUUUCUAGUUUUUUUUUUUUUUCCUGAAAUUGAACUUGUACUUUUGAUGUUAGACCAAGUUACUUGAAAUAAAUAUAGCUUAUGAUU
This is a messenger RNA of Rubroshorea leprosula, 2959 nucleotides long. NCBI's taxonomy places the organism in Eukaryota, Viridiplantae, Streptophyta, Magnoliopsida, Malvales, Dipterocarpaceae. The record is from the annotation of a GenBank genome assembly.